CUAUCGGCCAUGCCACGAGCCCGCCACGACUCCAACGCCUCAUCCACAACCUCCACAGCCCGCGACAACUAUGCCUUUUCCUCCGCGCCGCAGGAAAUGGGGUCGAUGUACGACUAUCUCGCGAAGAUCAUCUUGCUCGGACCAAGCGGAUGCGGAAAGUCAUGUCUACUACAUCGCUUUGUGAAGAACGAGUGGAGGGUCGUCUCGUCACAGACGAUCGGCGUGGAGUUCGCUUCGAAGAUCCUGAAGAUUGGCGACGGCACAGGGAGGAGGAAGAGGAUCAAGUUUCAGCUAUGGGAUACAGCAGGUACAGAGAGGUUCCGGAGUGUGAGCCGAAGUUACUACAGAGGUGCGGCUGGUGCGAUCCUGGUCUACGAUGUGUGCGAUCGGAAGAGCUUCGCGGAGUUGGGAACAUUCCUUGGAGAUGCCAGAGCGUUGGCAAGUCCGAUGAUGAGCGCGAUUGUGGUUGGAAAUAAGUCGGAUCUGGUGGAUGGCGGAGCACCUGGACAGCAGGCGAGGGAGGUGCAAACUGGAGGCCUGCUCGAUUUGGACGAUGGUGACGUGGGUAUGGGAAGUCUACCUCGUGGACCUUCACUAGGGACACAACUACGAGCAACGGUUUCGAAUAACGGCAGGGAGGUUGGAUCCCAGAUGGUGGCGAGUUGGGCGAGUCAAAACCGGAUACCGGCGACUAUGGAAGUGUCCGCGCUCUCUGGCGAGGGAGUGGAGGAGGUAUUCGACCGGCUGGCACGCAUCAUCCUGACCAAGAUUGAGCUUGGCGAGAUUGAUCCUGACGAUCCCAUGAGUGGCAUUCAAUACGGCGAUGCUGACUACUAUCGAUACAACGAUGACGGGAGCAGCAUCAGGAGUGGCGGGCUGACAAGUGACGGCCAUGGAGGUUCGGUUAGGAGGAGGAGGACGAAGGGUGGAUGGAGCGAUGUUUUCAGACUUGGAGGACGA
Molecule: messenger RNA, 960 nt
Organism: Zymoseptoria tritici IPO323
Lineage: Eukaryota; Fungi; Ascomycota; Dothideomycetes; Mycosphaerellales; Mycosphaerellaceae
Exons: 1
Biological process (GO): regulation of endocytosis
Cellular component (GO): endosome
Molecular function (GO): GTPase activity; GTP binding
Source: RefSeq, a predicted model, not a curated record